Molecule: messenger RNA, 744 nt
Organism: Theileria annulata
Lineage: Eukaryota; Apicomplexa; Aconoidasida; Piroplasmida; Theileriidae
Exons: 4
Coding region: 1-744 (247 amino acids)
Source: RefSeq, a predicted model, not a curated record
AUGGCCACAAGGAUUAAAAGUGCAAGCUCAACAGGAUCUAAGAUUAGAAUCCACUAUCAUAGUGCCAUCGGUACACAUAGGCUGAAACCACGCCCACUCAAAAACAUACUAUACCCAUAUUACAGGAAUUAUAAACCGGUUUAUAGAGCCAGGAAUCCUAGAACUCCCCUAUACUAUUGGCCUGAAAUUGAUAAAUACCCCUGGCACUCACAUCAGAAAAGAUAUGUAAAUCUCGAGGAUAUUACAAUUACCCUUUUUUCUGAGUUCCUUAGGAGAAACAAGUCACUAAUUACACUCUAUGAACUUUUACACACACUACCAUUAAACGGAGUUGGAUGCCUCUGUUGGAAGCCCGAAAAGUAUAAACGUAAUACUGAAACAAACGAAAAUAAAGAUUCAAACGGGAAAAUUAUUUUUAAAAUUGAUGAAUUUGACUAUGUCAUCAACACACCCUCCAAGAAUAAUCAAUAUUUUUUAAUCAAAAAUGUUAAAUAUACAACUAGACCAUUUAGAGCUAAAGUUUUAGCCGAUUUAUACCUGGGAGAUAAACUGAUUAAGAAGGAUGUAAGUCCAAUUGGAUCAGUUAGAGGUGUUUGGGAAUACUCAUUCCCGUAUUCACUGGAAUCUAAUAAGUCAAGAUCUGUGGAUGAAGAUAAAAUACUGGAAGAUUUGGAAUCCAAGGUGACUAAUUUAAGGAUAUAUAGACCAAACAAUAUCCUUAAGUAUAAAGAAUUGAUUUCUUAA